Drosophila suzukii is the source of this 992-nucleotide messenger RNA. The record is from RefSeq and is a predicted model, not a curated record. Lineage: Eukaryota; Metazoa; Arthropoda; Insecta; Diptera; Drosophilidae.
GAUAUCCAAAACAAACUUAACAUUGCGCAUAAAACAAUAAACAAAUAUUUAAGUACACCAUUGGCCAUUGCAAAGGUUGAUGUAAUUGCUUUACCUGAACUAAUUACAAUUCGAUUUGCUAGUGCAUGUGGAAUACUGAUAGUGAGAGAGUCUGAAUUAUUAAAAAAUAAUGUUUUCGCCGUAUCUCGGGAACUUGUUUAUCAGUGGAUUGGAAUAUGGAUAACACCCGAUUGGUGGACUGAUGACCAUGUUAAUAAAGCGCUAAUUAAUUAUAUAGCAUCAGAAAUCGUGUUUGAAAUAAAUGGCGGAGUAGAGUUUAAUGGAAAAUACCCCAUGACGAUUCUUUACUCAUUGUAUUAUGAGUUAAGCAAGAGGUAUCCCCACUCGCGAUUAACAGGAAUGAAGCACGAGUCCACGUCUAUUAAAAUUGAGCUCAUUAUUCGAAUGCUUAGACUCUCUUUAGGAGAGAAGACAUUUAAAAUCGGAAUUCAUCGAUUUAUUAACGAUUUUAAAUGUAAAACAUAUAAAUCCUCUGACUUUUGGAAUGCACUUUCCAAACAAGCACAAGAAGAUGAAGUGCUUGACAGUUCUUUUAGUAUAUUGGAUAUUGCUGAGUCUUGGGUAAACCUGGAUCGGCUGCCACUCAUCACUAUUAAAAGAGACUACAAUUCAGGAACUGCAAGUAUACAUCAAAAGGUGUAUCUUAGGGAAAGGCCUCAUGAUGUACCCGAUCAAGAAAAAAUGCUUUGGUGGAUCCCUAUUGCGUUAGCCCGGGAAGACACUUUAAGCUUCGUUAAAUAUUGUCCAUGCAUAUGGAUGAAUAGGACAAAGCAAUUGCAAAUUUCUAAUAUGCCAAUCAAGAAUAUGUUCAUAAUUGCUAACCCAGAGGAAAUCGGUCCAUUCCCUGUUAACUAUGAUCAACAAAAUUGGAAUAUGUUGUCGAUUUUUCUAAGGACAGAAGCCAAAAGAGAAUCUAUACCAAUAUAUACAAG